AUGGUGAAGGAUAAUCCACAACAGAGUGUAGUGCUAUCAGGAUACUCUGUACUGACCCCAUUGGCCCAGCUCGCCUUGGCCUCUGAGGGUGAAUCGCACCACCAACUUUUGAAGGCCAUUGGCAUGCCCAACGAUAAUGCGAUAAUAGCUGCGUUUUCAGAGGCCGAAAGAAACUUAAAAACCAUAAAUGGAGUGGAACUUAAAACAGCAAGUAAAAUAUACGUCACGUCCAAAUCUGAAGUAUAUGAAAACUUUGCAACGACCAUCCGUGACGUAUUCGAUUCCGAAUUCAAAAAUGUAGACUUUACUCAAGCACAGAAAACCGCUAACGAAAUCAACGCUUGGGUUGAAGACCAAACGAAUAAAAAAAUUAAAGAUCUCGUUAACCCGUAUUCCUUGGGUGAAAAUACUCAUGCUGUUCUUGUCAACGCUAUCUACUUUAAGGGUCUCUGGGAGAGCCCGUUCAACCAUGACAAGACAUACGACCAGGUGUUCCAUAUUACUAAAGAGAGAUCAGUAACAGUUCCGAUGAUGUACCAAAAAUCUUAUUUCAGUUACGCGGAGGUUCCAGAAUUAGACGCUAAGAUCCUCCAAAUGUUCUAUGAAGGUGAUGAAGCAUCCAUGAUACUGGUGCUUCCCAAUGAAAUCGAUGGAAUAAUCCAGCUAGCGGAGAAAUUACGAGACCCAUCAGCAAUCGACAGAGCCAUUGUUAACAUGUUCGAAACACUAGUCCAUGUCACAAUUCCUAAGUUCAAAAUUGAAACUACAACAAACCUGAGACUUGUUUUAUCAAAGAUGAACGUUACGAAACUAUUUGAACCCGGACAAGCCCGUUUAAGUAAAAUGCUAAUUGAAUGGGAUGACUUAUUUAUAACUGAUGCCAUUCAGAAGGCUUUCAUUGAAGUCAAUGAGGAUGGCGCAGAAGCUGCAGCAGCCAACGUUGUUAAUGGUAUGUCUGCCAGUCUUGACUUCCAACCACCGGUUACAUUCUUUGCUAAUAGACCAUUUUACUUUGAAAUAAGGAUAAACGAUGUACCCAUUUUUAACGGUGUUAAAGCUGAAUAA
This is a messenger RNA of Pieris macdunnoughi, 1065 nucleotides long. Lineage: Eukaryota; Metazoa; Arthropoda; Insecta; Lepidoptera; Pieridae. The record is from the annotation of a GenBank genome assembly.